Bombina bombina (fire-bellied toad) is the source of this 3489-nucleotide messenger RNA. RefSeq names its product BAF chromatin remodeling complex subunit BCL7C (gene BCL7C). Lineage: Eukaryota; Metazoa; Chordata; Amphibia; Anura; Bombinatoridae. The transcript is spliced from 6 exons. The coding region runs from base 266 to 895 and encodes 209 amino acids. The record is from RefSeq and is a predicted model, not a curated record.
GGGGGCAGCAGAGGUUUCAUAGAUAGUUGAACAACGUGACAGCCUCACAUCCGGAGAGCAGAAAGCCAGAAAAAAAAAUGACAGCCAAAACAGUAAAAAAUACAGGAACUGAGCAAAGUGUGUUUGAGAGACAGAUAGCAAGAAGACAGUGCUAAAGAAUAGAUCACCAGAAGGUGACAGCAAGUGACAAGAGAGACAGAGAGACAGCUAGGACUAUUAGCUAACAACAGAAAAGUUUUAGACAGACAGGGGUUCUGUGUUGGUGAUGGCGAGCAGGACAGGCCGCGCAGAGACCAGGAGCCGAGCACGCGAUGACAUCAAGAAGGUGAUGACGGUGAUAGAGCGCGUCAGACGCUGGGAGAAGCGCUGGGUGACCGUGGGGGACACUUCACUUCGGAUAUAUAAGUGGGUGCCGAUUGUGGACCCUAGAGAUGAGGAAAGGCAGAGAGUCCAGACACCCACAGAGCGCCAGAAGGCGAGGGACAGGCGUAGAGCGCAGAAUCGCAGGAAAAGUCAAGCGCUCUUAAUGCUGGAAAUAAAUGAUGACAGUAAUAACAGCUCUUUAUCAGACACAUCUGGGGCGAGGGGUGAGGGAAGCGAAAGUCCGAGCCGAACCCCUGAACACAGACAGAACAUCAGCCCCUCUCCCCCAGCACAGCCAAAAGCAGAGGACUCCCAGCCCCCUCUGCUGGGGCAGGAAGGCAUGGGGGCUGCCCUGUCUAUUGUCGCUACUGAUGAACCUCCCAUGUUAACCAAAGAAGAGCCGGUUGCUGAAGUAGCCCCAUCCCAGGCUCCCUGUUCAGUUCCCAUGUUCCCUCGUUUAGCAGAGGAAGAUUCGCUAGACGCUCCACCGCUAAAGAGAUUCUGCGUGGACAGAUCUACAACAGGAAACUGAGACCUCCUUACAAACGGCUGCUGGUCUAUCUACAUUUCUCCCUUGUAUUGUGCUUUUAUAGCUCACGUUUACGUUGCACAAUACACAUAACUAAUAUUGUGUCACAACUGGCGCAACCAUAUUUUUUUUGCUUCUAAUUUUUAUAGUGCAAAAUUACAGGAAGUUUAAAACAUAUAAACAGAGUGGGCUGUUUAACAGCACAAACUUAAUUAUAGCUUUAUAUAAAAAUAUAUAAAUACAAUUAACCCUUUCGUGCCAGGGUUAACGUGUCUACAUCGGAACAACUGUUCCGAUGUAAACAAAUUGAAAUCUCGCAAUCAUGCAUGUGAUCACCAGAUUUCAAUGAUGAUAUCGCAUCAAGGGGCAUCCCUAUGAUGCUAGACAUGCCCUCUAGACCGAGAUCCCAUCAGGGAAGUGCCAGUGACUUCAGGAAAGCCAAGCGGUUUGGACAUUGUAUUCCGUCCUUCGGCACUAAAGCCCAGCAAAAUUCAGACGGAAUACAACGACCUAACGGCGUUAAAAGGUUAAAGAAGAGGCAAAAAUCAUAACAUGAUACACAUCAAAAAGCUUUCAAGAAAACAUGUGAUUGGUUUACAAGGCCCUUAAAGCUUGCAAGUGCCAAACAUUUACCCAGAGGAACUCAUUUAACAAAUAAAAACGUUAUCUCUAAUAUAAGAAUUUAUAUAGCUCUGAACAGUAACAUGGAUAAAAUAGAUAAUUGAUUGUUUAAUUGAGUGUGUUGCGUUUUAUCUGUUUUGGUCUCUGCCAUUGGCUUCUUAUCCCCCUGCAACACAUACUAAAAAGGACUCCCGUAGCACUUAAAUCUUUGCAUGGUCUUGGAUGGUUGUUAUCACAAGGCUUGAAUAUCUUGCCAUUGUGCCUUUGGAUGCUGCCAUUUUGUUGACAACUUGGAAGCCAUUUUGUUUUGAUCAGACAGUAUCUCCACACUGACAUUGUUGAAGUACUGGACUAUUUUGUUUUAGCUGAUCUUUGUCUGGAGUGGGUUUAAACUCGACUGCUGGACAUAUUUUUUGUUUAAAGGCUUUGGUGUAACAUAUAUUGAUAAAUAUUUUAAAAUUAAAUAUAUUUAUUUCACAGCAUAAAAAUGUCUUUUAUGCCAGAGUUGAAGUUAAAAGAAACAGGGAAAUAUCUGGUUUCAGCCGUUGCAAAGGACAUUUAAGGGACCUAAAGAAAUUCCAUUAUGUGUUAGAGCACUAAUUGCACUAUUGCUUAAAUAUUACUAGAAAAGAGAUUAAACACAUAGUUAAAGGGACAGUAUAACUGCAUGUUAUAGGCACUACUAUGAAGAAUAUGCACAGAUACUAAUAUAAAAAUCCAGUAUAAAACCUUUUAAAAACGUACUAGAAGCUCCCAAUUUAGCACUGUUGAUGUGGUUAGGCCGGGACACCCACUGAAAGGGGCUGAGAGCAGAACUUACCCCCUCCCCUCCAUAUGAAAAGACCCAUUAUACAAACAGAAGCAAUCUGAAGUCUGUAUACAACAGUCUACAUCUAAAACUUUAGGGCGUGUUUAAGAGUCUGGCAAUCAGCACAAUGUUAUUUAAGCAAAACUAUUGUAACAAAAACACUCCCAGGGGGGCUAUAUAAAUGAAUCAUAUACAAAACAUUUAUGAAAAGAAAAAUCUAGUGUAUAAUGUCCCUUUAAAGUCAGUUCAAAAGUAGCAAUGCACUACUGGGAGCUAGAUUAACAAAUCUCAUGAUCCUAUGACAAAUAGGCAAUCAGCAGUUAGCUCUCCAUAGGCAUUGCUGCUGCUAAGCCUACCUAGGUAUGCUCUUUGACAAAGGAUAUCAAGAGGACAAAGUACAUUUUAUAACAUAAUUUUCCAUGCUCUAUCUGAAUCAUGGAAGUUACAUUUUGAUUUUCAUACCCUCUAAACCUCUACGUACCCCUAAUACUACUAGAAGUCUGACUCUACCGUCUUACCCAAGAGCUCCCCUUUAGACAAACAGGUUUCAUAUUUGUAUGGGUGGCUGUGGAACACAGAGCUAAGGAUGACAUCUUUUAUUAAAUGAUCAUGAUAUUCAAAAGUUUUUCUUGCCCAUUAAAAAUAUUUUAAAUGCUUUUUUUGUCAUCAGCCAAUGAGCAAUAAGUAAAGUCAAGCUUAAACUUAAAGAGACUGGAUGGAGGAUGACAUUUUAAACCACUUUAGUGUUCUAUCUAAUCCAUUUAUUUUCCUUUUACAAUUUCUACACUUUCAUAAACAUGACAGAACAAUUUUGAAGAUAAUGUCUUAUAAGAGGCAGCUGAACCCAGAAAUUUCCUUAUUUUUUGCAGUUCAGUGACAAUGUAAACUCUGGCAUGAUUGUAAAUGUUCUACCAUUUCAUUUUUGUAUAAAAUAAAUAUUAUAUAUAUAUAUAUUCAAAAUGUGUACUUGCCCACUCUAGCUGGGCGAGUGAAAAUCGAAUUGGGGAGACUAGUGAACGAAAGUUAGUAAAUAAUAUAUAUAUAGACACUCUUUAUAUAGAAGCCAUGCAUACAGACAACUAUGUUAAUUAGGCUACAAAUAUUUUUGCAAUUGUGUUUUUGUCAUUUCUGUAUGAGCUCAACCAUGAAAAUUAAACAAGCAAAAAGA